AUGAAAGGAUUGCUGCUGACGUCACUGCUGAUCUGCACGAGCGCGCGCAUCACCUCCGCGAUCUACUGGCUGGGUCUCACGGUGAACGGCAGCUCAGUAGGGUGGAAUGAGACACAGCACUGCCGCUUGCUCCAUGCGCUGGUUCCGGAUCAGCAUCAGUUGUGCAGGAGGAACCUGGAGCUGAUGCGCAGUGUGGUACGAGCUGCUGAACUCAGUAAAUCAGCCUGCAGACACGCUUUCAGGGACAUGCGCUGGAACUGUUCCUCUGUAGAGCACGCACCUCACUUCGGCCCUGACCUCGCCAAGGGUACACGUGAGUCUGCGUUCGUCUUCUCUCUGUCUGCGGCUGUUCUCAGUCACACCAUCUCUCGCGCCUGUUCUUCAGGUGAGUUGCCGAGUUGUUCAUGUGCAGCGGCUCCGGCUGAACAGGCCUCUCCGGAUUUCCGCUGGGGCGGAUGUGGGGAUAACGUACGCUUUGGCCUGCAGAUGGGCGCCGCCUUCUCUGACGCUGCCGUAAACAGCAGACGUUCUGCCUCCCCUGCUGUCCGUCUAAUGCACCUGCACAACAACGCUGUCGGCCGACAGGCUCUGAUGGACACGUUGGAGACGAAGUGUAAGUGUCAUGGUGUCUCAGGCUCGUGUUCGGUGAAGACGUGCUGGAAGUCCCUCCUGGAUGUGGGUCACGUCUCAGUUCAACUCAAAGCUCGUUAUCUUUCGGCCACCAAAGUGGCAUCACGUCAGGUGGGAACACGCCGCCAUCUAGUUCCCCGGGACAUGGAAGUGAGACCGGUUCUGGAGAGUGAGCUCGUUUACCUGAUCAGCUCACCUGAUUACUGCACAUCCAACGCCAAACACGGCUCAUACGGGACCACGGACAGGCAGUGUAAUAAGACGGCAAGUGGGAGUGGCAGUUGUAAUCUGAUGUGUUGUGGGCGGGGCUACAACACCUACACUGAACAGGUAGUGGAGCGAUGCCACUGCAGGUAUCACUGGUGCUGCUAUGUCACCUGUAAGAAGUGCACACACGCCGUCAAGAGACACGUCUGCAAGUGA
Neoarius graeffei (lesser salmon catfish) is the source of this 1053-nucleotide messenger RNA. RefSeq names its product wnt 11, family member 2 (gene wnt11f2). The record is from RefSeq and is a predicted model, not a curated record. Bases 1 to 1053 code for a protein of 350 amino acids. Gene Ontology annotation, cellular component: extracellular region. Gene Ontology annotation, molecular function: frizzled binding; cytokine activity. NCBI's taxonomy places the organism in Eukaryota, Metazoa, Chordata, Actinopteri, Siluriformes, Ariidae. Gene Ontology annotation, biological process: multicellular organism development; cell fate commitment; canonical Wnt signaling pathway. The transcript is spliced from 5 exons.